AUGUCUUCUAAAUAUGAUCUAUUAAUUGUCAUUGAUUCAGGGAAUGGUAUAAAUCCUGGGAUCAAUGAUCGUGUGUUUUAUCCUGGCCAAGAGAUUAAGGGAUAUUUCGACGUCAGUGUGUAUGAACCUGUCGCCAUGGAUCAAAUGCAGGUGGCAUUGUUGGGGUUCUGCGAAACUACAUUUGCUGAGAGUAAACAUAGAGAUGCUCGUACAUGGAAGGAGAAACAUAUUUUCUUAAAGGAAGUUCAUCCUGCCCUUCAAGCGCGGGGUACACCUUAUAAUUUCCAAAGAGAUGCAAAUAUGCAUUAUGAAUAUCUGUUUCAGAUUCCAGUUGAGUCUCACUGUGAAACAUGUGGUCGAUUGGAACCACUUCCUUCAUCUUUAGAUGAAAUCAAGUGUGAAACUCGUCAAAAUAUCAUGAGUGCAAGUAUUACAUAUCAAGUAGAAGUUUCUGUCGAACUGAUUAUUUCUGGAAAUAUUUUCUUUCAAGAAAAGUUUGUUGUACAACCAAUAGAUAAUGGAUUUAACCCUGCAACUGGCGAUAUCAAGAGACCUUUUUCAUUUGGAGAACAUAUUUUUAAGGGUAAGAAUAAAUUAUUUGAAGAUGAUCCGAAUGGGCAAUUUGCGGUACCAAUGGGUACUGUGACGAAGAAAUCUAAACUGUUGAGACUGAUUUUUAGCAGUAGCAGCAGUAGCAACGGAAGUAAUAGCUCUAAAAGUAGCAAGGGACCAUUUGAUAUUCCAUUGAGACUUGGGAUUCGACCAAGCGAGCCGUAUACACUGAUUAUUCCCGGUCAAACCAUUUUUAUCCCACCAACGACCUUUUUAUUUGAAUACCAAGGAGGAUCUUUAAGUUAUCCACCAUUUCAACUUGCAUGCAAGGCCUCUUCAAAGUUGGGUGAGUUUUUCAUUAAAUCUCUUGAUAUUGAAGUCAAUUUCCCGUAUAUCAAAACCAUUUGCGCUGGUCGUGAUGUGGGUGUUAGUUCAAGACAAUCCAUCUAUAAGAACCGAAGACUUAAUAUAGCCUUUGAUGUUGGAACAGAGUUUAAAUUCAACUCCACUACCCGUUCCUUUCAGAAAGAGAUGGAAUUGGUUGAAGAUAUUACUGGUCAUAUGAUUGAUAUUCCUAUUGAUGCAUAUAGUGCCGAUUUUCCAUUGCAUUGCAACCAGAUUGCUAGAAGAGGUGGUGCCUUGGUGUAUAUUGUUGGAAUUGCUUCUACAGUCGAUGGUAAACCUGAAUAUCUCGAAGUGACUGUUCCGUUCACGUUUAAAGGUGUUCAACUAGUGGGAUACGGAGGUCAUGCGAGCCAAUCAGUCGACUAUCAGCGUCCAUCCGGGCCACCACCAGGAGGCGAUUUCAAAGCACCUUCUGGACCACCCCCUGCAGGCGAUUUCAAAGCACCUUCUGGACCACCCCCUGGAGGAGAUUUCAAGGCACCUGCCGGACCACCACCACCUACCAACAGUACAGGAGACCAUAUGUAUGCACCACCACCAGGACCACCACCUACACAAGACCAACAACACGUUCAGUCACAUGACACCCAAAAUGAAGACUCUCUUCCAAUAUACUCAGAAGUUGCAAAAUGA
[Candida] anglica is the source of this 1590-nucleotide messenger RNA. The record is from the annotation of a GenBank genome assembly. NCBI's taxonomy places the organism in Eukaryota, Fungi, Ascomycota, Pichiomycetes, Serinales, Debaryomycetaceae.